UAGAUGCAGUAACAUGUUAUUCUUGUCAAAAUUUACCUCAUCCGGCUGACUGUGGGAAUAUUGUGGAAUGUGGAUCGCACGAGAUGUGUAAAACAGAACGGAUGAUUUCGCCAGAUGGAAUUACAUCAUUCAAUUCCAUGUGCUUUGAUCGAGAUCAAUGUAACCCGAUAUCAAUCGGUUUGGGUAAAAGACAGAAUUCAGCGAUCACAUGUCGACACUGUUGUAGUACGUCUUUCUGCAAUAAAGAUUUAUGUGAUGUACCAAAACAAGAACGUGGCAUCCGUUGUCUGAGCUGUAAUGAUGUACUUAAACCUUCAGACUGUAAAAAAGUGAAAAUUUGUUCACAAGAUUCUCAAUGCUACACACAAGCCUUUAGAUUCAAUGAAGAAGUUAGAUAUAGAUUAGGAUGUGCACCAAAGAAUGCAAGUAUAAAGAUCAAGAUUAUCUGUAUUUGAUAACAACAUUGUUGAUAAAAUAAUACAGAAAGUAUCAUUCCCGCAGGUAUAAAAAUUAAGGUUUUAUUACAUUGCUUUCAUUCCAUUGUGUCAGUGUUUUUAAUUUCCAUAGGACGUUUUGAAAUCUCAAAGUUAAUCUCAUAACAAUUUGGGGACUUGUAUAAACAAUUAAACAAUGAUAAAUAUAUCAACGAGGCGACAGCAAUCAAACGACACACAACAAUAUAGAGAUCAAACAACACUAGUACAAUACCGUAUGUUCGAAUUUUUCAGAGAAACAGUCAACUGUUUCAUUAAAUAAAUGGAAUCUGAGUUCGCCAUUUCUGAAUAUAAUGCAAUCUAGGUAAUUUUUUCAAAAGUGUAAUACAAAACGUUGUGAUUGGUUAAAAAGUGCUUUGAUGUAAUUUUCAUUUUGAGGUACGAACAAUAAAUUAAGCCAUACUCCUUUGGAUUCUGAAACAGAGAAAAAAGCAAAAAUACCAAAACUCCAAGGAAAAUUGAUAGAUUCUAACAAUGCAUGGUUAGCAUGGAAGAUGCUGUAAACGAAAUUUUUAACAGCGGCAAUUGAUUUUUAAAUUUUG
This is a messenger RNA of Mytilus californianus (California mussel), 1036 nucleotides long. RefSeq lists its product as uncharacterized. The transcript is spliced from 5 exons. The record is from RefSeq and is a predicted model, not a curated record. NCBI's taxonomy places the organism in Eukaryota, Metazoa, Mollusca, Bivalvia, Mytilida, Mytilidae. Bases 84 to 455 code for a protein of 123 amino acids.